This is a messenger RNA of Caenorhabditis angaria, 3826 nucleotides long. Lineage: Eukaryota; Metazoa; Nematoda; Chromadorea; Rhabditida; Rhabditidae. The record is from the annotation of a GenBank genome assembly.
AUGAAAUUCAUUUUAAUACGGGUAAUUUUAGGUCCAAAAAGUUUUUUUUACAGUAUGAAAACUGUGGAUUUUCCGGUUUUUGAUUUCUGAAACCUCUGAAUUCGUAAGUUUUUGACUUUUUUGAUGAGAAAUGAAGGUUUUUUGAGUUUUUGGGUUUAAAAAAUUUAGAAUCUCCUAUGACGUGGCAAGACAAUCGCAUAGAUCAGGUUCGAAAAUUUCCAUUUUCUCGUAAUUUGUUUGGUCAGAAGCUCAAUAAUUGGCAGUUAGCCUAAUAUUUUUUUGCUGCUCGCGCAAAAUUUAUUUUUUCGAUUUUUAUAGUUUGCUCAUAAAAUUUUCCAAUUUGAAAUCUUUUCAGAAAAAAUUCAAAAGAAAAAAAUUGGAUUUUUUGUUGAAAAAAAAAUUUUUUUUCAGGAUUUUUGAUGUCUGGAAUUUUCCCAGCUAUUUAUUUUUAUUUUUUCAAAAAAAAAAUGUGAUUUCUGAGAUAUUUUGAGUUGGCUGAAAUUUACCUGGAAUUUUCGGGAGAUCUCGAAAUUUUCAGAAUUUAAUUUUGGGAUUUUCAGAAUCGCCUUGAAAUUUGGAGCAUUUUGAACCUAAACUUGCUCAUAUUUGGGCUCAAAAUGCUCAGAAUUUUAGAGGGACUCUGAAAUUUUCAAAAUUUAUUCCAAAUUCCCCUGAAAUUCUGCAUUUUUUGAGCCCUAACUCGAGCAAAAUCCAAAUUUUCAUAGUGAUGAUUCUGUGAGCAAAAAAUCAUCAUUUUCCCUUACUCACACGCUGAAAAUGUGCCAAUUAGGCUAACUCAUUUUUGCUCGGGGAAAAAUAAUCCAAAAUUAUUUCCUGAUCAAAUUAUAGUUUGCUCAUUUUGAGCUCGACUAACUUAUAAUUUUUGGAGCAUUUUUCUGUCUGAAAAAAUUAAUUUCAGGUUUUAGAAAAUCAUGAAAACACGUGGAUUUUGAAUUGGAACUAAUUUUUUGAUAUAGCUCAAUGUAGGCUCAAAAUGCUCCAAAUUUCUAGCAGAUUUUAGGAAAUUCAGAAACCUAAAGGGAUUCUGAGCAUUUUGAGCCCAAACAUGAGCAAUCUUGGGCUCAAAAUGCUCCAAAUUUCAAGGCGAUUCUGAAAUUUUCAGAUUUUUGAGCUCAAAUAUUUCCAGAUGUACAUCAAUUUCUUCCACCAUUAUCUUCCACCAAUGUUUGCCACUCUUUCCUAUAUUUUCAACUGCAUCUUCAUCUACGUUGUUCUGAAAUUCUCAAGAAAAACUUUGGGAGCCUAUAAAUAUAUGUUGGCUUGUUUUGGAGUUUUUGAUAUAUGUUAUUCGACUGUCGAUAUUUUGGGUGAGUUUUUGAGCGAAAUUUGGAGCAUUUUGAGCCCAACAAUGCCACGUGGCCGUUAUUUUUGAGUUCCUUAUUGGAUUCGGAGCAUUUUGAGCCCAAAUAUAGUCUAGUUUGGACUCAAAAUGCUCCAAGUUCUAUGAAAAUUUUGGAAAAUUUGAAUUCAUCUUGAAAUCUGGAGCAUUUUGAGCCCAAUUAUGCCACGUGGCAGUCAUUUUUGAAUUCCUUAUGGAAUUCUGAGCAUUUUGAGCCUGAAAAAGCCUAUAAAAGCCUGAAAAAUAGGCCUCGCAAUUUUGAGCCGAAACCAGGCUUGUUUGGGCUCAAAAUGCUCCGAAUUUCAUGAAGAUUCUGGGAAAUUCAGAUUCCUUAUGGAAUUCUGAGCAUUUUGAGCCUAAACAAGCCUACAAAAGCCUGAAAAAUAGGCCUCGCAAUUUUAAGCCGAAACCAGGCUUGUUUGGGCUCAAAAUGCUCCAAAUUCUAUGAAGAUUCCGGAAAAUUCCGUACGGAAUUCUGAGCAUUUUGAGCCUAAACAUGAGCAAUCUUGGGCUCAAAAAGUUCAGAAUUUUAUUUGGAGCAUUUUGAGCCCAAAUAUAGUCUAGUUUGAGCUCAAAAUGCUCCAAAUUAGCUCACGAACCUUAAAAAAUCCCCAAAUUUCCAGUCGGCAUGGGUUCACACUCGGAAAAGAACACAUUCUGCGUGUUCGUCUCUCACGGCCUCUUCUCCGACAAUCUCAAAACCGGUUUCUACGCCUUAUGUGUUCGCUGCAUGUUUUUCAGCCUCAGCUACGGUGUCCUCGAAAUCCACUUCAUCUACAGAUAUAUCGCCCUAAUCAAACCCCGAUUUAUCCCAAUUUUUUCCGACAAAAAAUGGAUUUCGCUGCUGGUUUUUCUGGUUUUUCUCCAGGGUUUCCUGUGGUUUAUCGCCGUUUUUGAGUUUCUCGAAGCCGACGAUGAAAUGAGAAGUUUUCUCGAAAUCCCAUUUCGAAACGAUUAUUCAGUGGAUAUUUAUAAGCUUCCGAUGUUGGGAAGCACUUAUUGGGGAGCAUCGAAUUGGCUCAUUUUGCGCAGUUUAUUGGGCAUUUUUGUUUGUACAGUUAUUUCGUGCUUUACGAUUGGAUUUUGUUGUUGGGUUGGGUGGACGGUGAGCAUUUUGACCUUCGAAAAUUCAGAUUCUCCUAGAAAUUCGGAGCAUUUUGAGCCCAAACAUGACCUAGUUUGGGCCCAAAAUGCUCAGAAUCCCCUGAGAAAUCUGAAUUUCCCAGAAUCCCCUAUAAAUUCUGAGCAUUUUGAGCCCAAACUUGCUCAUUUUUCGGAAAAUUUGAAGACUUUGCAGUUUGAGGUACAGUACACCUUGCAGUCCGGCAUAUCUACCAAGCUACAGUAUACCUUGCAGUUUGAAUACUUUAGAAAGCAAAAUCAACUUUAAUAGACACAAGAAAAGGCCAGACUGCAAGGAUUACUGUAACUCAAAUAUACCCAGCUGCAAAACCUAAACAGGAGCAGGUUUUGGCUCAAAAAAUCUGGAAUUUUUUGGGGAUUCUGAAAAUUUCAGAGAAUUUCAGAAUCCUGCGAAAUUUCUGUAAAAUUUGAGCCCAAGAUUGCUUAUAUUUGGGCUCAAAAUUCUCGAAAUCUUGAGGAUUCUGAAUUUCCUGGAAAUUCUGAACAUUUUGAGCCUAAACUUAGCCUAACUCGCAUCAAACUUCAAACAUUUUUUUGAUCAUUCUAACAUCACUCACACACACACGUGUUUUAUUUGUAAUCAAAUUUAUAAUUGGCAGUUAGCUCUGCUAGCUUAUAAUUCGAUUUUUUCUAGUAAAUGUGUCUAGUUUGCGAGUUAGGGGAAGUAGAAUGCUGAAAAAUGUUGAUCAUCGAGAAAUUUGGAGCAUUUUGAGCCCGAAAUUGCUCAUGUUUCGGCUCAAAAUGCUCCAACUUUCAAGGGGAAUCUGAAUUUUCCAGAAUCUCCUAGAAAUUCUGAGCAUUUUGAGCCCAAACUAGACUAUAUUCAUGCUCAGAAUGCUCCAAAUCCCACGCCAAAUCCAAAUUUCCAGAUCCAUUCAAAGCUGCGGACCAUCGAGAUGAGCAAAACGACCAAAAAAAUGCACCGUAACCUGCUCACCUCAUUAUCGAUCCAAACUUUCAUCCCAUUUGUCAUCAGUUAUUUGCCGUGUGUAGUUUGUUGGACACUUCCAAUGUUACACAUCGAUUCCAAAGGGUACGGUAGAUUUUGGCGCGAAAAUUAAAAAAAAACUGUUCUGCGGGCACCGGGAAUCGAUCCCCUGACCUAUUUGGUGUCAAAAAUCGCAAAUUUUUUUCAGCAUCAACAACUCGACUGCAAUUAUAGCUGUGGCAGCUUUUCCGUUCAUCGAUCCUCUCGCAAUUCUCCUCCUUCUCCCAGAAUACCGUGCAGCGCUGUGGAAUUUGCUGCGAUUUCGAAAUCCCGCCAAAUUUCGAGCACAAAUUGAGCCGGCUUCCGAAACUAAUCGAAAAUCGACGGCUAAUUGA